Molecule: messenger RNA, 1478 nt
Organism: Bufo bufo (common toad)
Lineage: Eukaryota; Metazoa; Chordata; Amphibia; Anura; Bufonidae
Gene: PTMA
Product: prothymosin alpha
Exons: 5
Coding region: 167-502 (111 amino acids)
Biological process (GO): positive regulation of transcription by RNA polymerase II; negative regulation of apoptotic process
Cellular component (GO): nucleus
Molecular function (GO): histone binding
Source: RefSeq, a predicted model, not a curated record
GCGCCGCGUGAGUCCUUCACUGGCAGUCACCAUAAAAAAUAAAAAAAGCCAUCUUUGCAUUGUUCCCGCACCAGCCUGCCCGCUCCUCCGCGUCCCCGGAUCUACCUGCACGUUUCUUUUUUAUUUUCCCCAUCUCUAGGCUAGGUUCUCUCUUCUUCCAUUCACCAUGUCAGACACAGCAGUGGACGCCAGUGUGGAGAAGACCACCAAGGACCUGGUGAAGUCAAAAGAAAAGGUUGUUGAAGAAACAGAAAAUGGGAAGGAGAAGCCCGCCAAUGGAAAUGCAGAGAAUGAAGAGAACGGAGAUGAUGCAGGAGACAAUGAUGAAGAGGAAGAGGUUGAUGAGGAAGAUGAGGAGGAUGAAGUAGAAGGAGAUGAUGAUGAGGGUGAUGAAGAUGAAGAAGCAGAUGGCGCCACUGGGAAAAGAGCAGCAGAAGACGACGAUGACGACGAUGAAGAUGACGUUGAAACAAAGAAGCAGAAAAAGGAUGAAGAUGACUAGAGGGGCCAUUCCCUGUCUCAAUAUAAAUUCUAUAUAUAAUCCUUCUCCACAGCCUCCCCACCCUUUUCACGCUCAGAACAUGGUCACUGAAAGUGAUGCAUCCGUCCCCCCCCCCCCUCACACAGGCUCCCAUGACCCUUUUCUCCGUCCUCGCACGUUACUGCGUCUGAGGCGCAAGUUGAUGUGCCCUUGGUGCAUUCUUUUUAAGCAGCCCCUGGUCCUCUUUAAGUUGAGUGGGCCAACCCUUUCACUGCCAGUUUGGGUUGCAUUUACUUGCUGUCCUCCCCAGUCGUGAGAGGGAAAAAAGGGGCGAGAUUCAUAACGGCAAAAAAAAAAAAGUUUAGCUUUUCCUUUUUAAAUUUCUGAAUGGGAUACGAAGAAACACCCUUGGAUGGGGUUCCUAUGUUUGUAUUUUUUAUUUACAUUUUAUAUUUUUGUACAUAUUGGUAUACAGCUGUCCUUUUUCUGUACCGGGAAUCCGGCUGACAGGGUGUGGGGCUUUUAAAUUACACAUUUUACGUUAUUUUAUUUUAAAAAAUUGCACCUGUAGAUUUCUGCCAAUGAAACCCUGAUGUAUUUUGUUCAGUUUUUUUUUUGUUUUGUUUUUUCUUCUGGGCGGGGUGGCGGGCAGGGUGGAGUAAGACCAGGGCUGUUUCGUCUCCAAGGGGAGCAAAUGGAGAAAUAUUUACAAAAAAAGAAAAAAAAAUUGUUACAAAAAAACCUAAAUAAAUAAGACAAAAUUCCCAUAUAAGAAAAAAAUAUUCUGAUCAUUCCAGUAACUUUUUACUUUUUUUUUUUUUGAGCAUAUUUUUAGCUGUACUUUAGAUGGGUUUGGAUGAGUUAAAUGGCCAAAGAUAUAAUUUUUUUGUUUUUUUUUGUUUUGUCUGAAGUUGCUGUUUACUUUGUCAUUUCUUGGCCUGGCUGGAUGUGUGCGGCAGUAUUGUCAAUAAAACUGCAAUUUUAAUUUGCAGGCUUU